UCUUCAUAUUUGACGGCCCAGAAAAGCUCUGCCACCUUUCAACAGGAAAAGCACCUUCGCCAUUUGCAACUUCCCUUCCUAGUUCCUCCCUCCUUCCUUCCUUCCUUCCUUCGUCGGGGGAAAAAAAAAAGAGAAGAAGAGCUCCCUUAAACCUCAAAAAGCAGGACUUUGUGUCUCUGCUACUCAUACAACUCUCUCUCUCUCUCUCUCUCUCUCUCUCUAUCUGGGUGCUGAAAAGCCCUUCUGAGGAAAUCCCUUUGCAGUCGCUCUCGAUCUUCCUUCCUUACGUGUUUCUCACAAAUCCCAGUUGGGUUCAUUUCGUUUCAAAGCGGGAGGCUGGUGAAAAAGGGCCAGGCGAAGAGGAAAGAUCCGAUCUUUUAUUUUCUUUUUCGUUUUUGUUUGGGAACGAGCUUUCUGUGGGGAUUCGAGAGAGAUGGUGCACCACCAGAGGUUCCAUCAGUGGAGGAAAGGCGAAGCCCAUAUAUUCGACGACGAAGAGCAUGGCUUCGUCGUGCUUGACUGUGCAAGCUCUGGCUACAAGAGGAAGAAGCCCAAGCUCUUCUACCUCCUCCUCAUCUCUCUUCUGUCUUGUAGCUUUGUGUUGGUCCCUGAGCUGUUCGGUUCCGGUAGACUCUCUCUCUUGUAUUCUUUCGGCAUGGACAGCGAAGGCGCUCUUGAGAACUACGAUGCAAACGCUCCUCCUUGUUCUUCAAUGUCUAAUGGAACCAUAUGCUGUGACAGGAGCGGCUUUCGCACUGAUGUGUGCAUCAUGAAAGGGGAUGUGAGGACACACUCUCCCUCUUCUUCAGUCUUCCUUUAUAGUUCCAAACAGACGAGCAGGUUUAUUGACUUGUUCUCGAGCUUUCUCGGAGUAGCCGAAGACCUCGAUGAUGAGGAACUCCAGCAUGAAAAGAUAAGGCCAUACACGCGAAAAUGGGAGAGCACUACCAUGGGAACUAUCGAUGAGCUAGACCUUGUUGUGAAGAAAGACAUUGUGGGCGCUCGCCAUCAGUGCGAUGUCUGGCACAAUGUACCCGCGGUGUUCUUCUCGACCGGAGGCUACACGGGUAACAUCUACCAUGAAUUUAAUGAUGGGAUUCUACCGCUGUACAUUACUUCACAACAUUUCAAGAAGGAGGUGGUGUUUGUCAUCCUUGAAUAUCACAGUUGGUGGAUUACAAAGUACGGGGACAUCCUUUCUCACCUCACGAAUCAUCCGCCGAUCGACUUUAGUGGAGAUAAAAGAAGCCAUUGCUUUCCUGAAGCCAUUGUCGGUCUGAAAAUCCACAAUGAGCUCACGGUGGAUCCGUUGCUGAUGAAGGGGAAAAAGAGCAUCCUCGACUUCAGACAUUUACUUGACCGCGCUUACUGGCCGCGGAUUAACGGCUUGAUACAAGAUGAGGAGCGAGAGAUGCAGCUGAAACUGAACCACCCGCCUUCAUCAGGGCCAGUGCGGGAGCAAUCGAUGAAAACCACUAAACAGGAUCAGAAACCCCGACUGAAGAAACCGAAGCUAGUAAUAUUAUCCCGCAGUGGGUCAAGGGCAUUACUGAACGAGGAUCGCUUGAUAAAAAUGGCAGAGGAUGUAGGGUUCAAAGUCGAAGUAUUGAGGCCUGAUAGAACGACUGAAUUGGCGAGAAUUUAUCGCAUGCUUAAUUCGAGUGAAGUUAUGAUUGGCGUACAUGGGGCUGCUAUGACCCAUUUUCUCUUCCUGAAGCCCGGUUCUGUUUUCAUCCAAGUUGUUCCUUUAGGGACAGAUUGGGCGGCCGAGACAUACUACGGUGAGCCUGCAAGAAAGCUUGGUUUGAAGUACACCGGGUAUGAGAUUUUGCCUAGAGAGAGCUCAUUGUAUUCUGAGUAUGAUAAAGCCGACCCAGUCCUUACGGAUCCAAAGAGCGUGACAGACAAGGGAUGGGAAUACACGAAGAAGAUCUAUCUUGAUAGCCAGAAUGUGAGCUUGGACAUGAGGAGAUUCGGCAAGCGGCUGCUUGAAGCUUACGACUAUUCCUUCACGAAAAUAAACUGGCAUGCCAAUCUUCCGCUGAAGUUUCAUUCAGCGGUUUCGCUUGAUUAGCUUCGUUGUUCAUACAUUGUUCGCCAUUUUUUGUCCAUACAUUACAUUGCUGUACAUUGCAACCAGGACAGUCGUUUUGUAGAGGUUAGAGAUUUUAUUCAGAGUUUUUUUAUCAUGUACAGGGCAUGCACCAAAAUAAGUUCUUUUUUCUUAGUCUCUGCGCAAUCGCGAUGUAGUACGUAGACAUGGUAAGCGAGGUUUCGACAA
Rhodamnia argentea is the source of this 2281-nucleotide messenger RNA. Its product is annotated as xylan glycosyltransferase MUCI21-like. NCBI's taxonomy places the organism in Eukaryota, Viridiplantae, Streptophyta, Magnoliopsida, Myrtales, Myrtaceae. The coding region runs from base 434 to 2074 and encodes 546 amino acids. Gene Ontology annotation, molecular function: glycosyltransferase activity. The record is from RefSeq and is a predicted model, not a curated record. The transcript has 3 exons.